UCUCUUCAUCCAUAACCUUGUUUCUUCUCUGCAAGCUUUAAUAUCUUAAUUUUCCAGUUCUUCUCGCACCAAAAUACCCUGCGCAAGAACUAAGGAGGUCUGCCUGCUUUUUUUGUUCUUUUAAUCACACAAAGCCCUCUGAGUUGCGGACCAGUUUCUAGCUGUCAGAACCAAGAUGGGCUAAAUUGCCGCGCGAAUAUAAGUUAAUUGAUCAUCUCAAGCCAGCAUCGCGAGUCUAGCCUUGUAGACAAAUUUGAGUUGAUUUAAACUUCUUCCAGCUCUAUAUAUAUAUAUAUAUAGCCAGGCAACAAGGUUUCAGUGGAGUUGACAAAAAGGAAAAUGGAGAGAAGAACCAUAAGGAUGGCAGGUAAAGUGGCGGUGCUUCUGAUCAUCUUGAUAAUUGCCAGCCAAAUCUUGUAUGGGGGUUGUAGCAGACCGGUCCCGCAAGAAAGAGUUCUUGGCCCGGCUUCUGGGCCACCUACUUGCACUACUUACUUAUCCGGUGGUGGCAAUUAACGGUGGCCCCCCUUGUAAAAUUCAUGGGUGAUGCUUGUUUUUUAUGUUUAUUCGAUCUGUGUUGUUAAUAAAUUUCAAGGUUCCCCUAUGUUUGCUGGGAAAAGAAAAAUUCCAGCAAUUGCUGUACAUAUUUGCUUGAUGUUUGAGGUAGAUGCUAUAGUUGUUUUCGUUUCUUUUCUUUUGUUAGUAAUUAGUACACUGUUA
Rubroshorea leprosula is the source of this 720-nucleotide messenger RNA. Lineage: Eukaryota; Viridiplantae; Streptophyta; Magnoliopsida; Malvales; Dipterocarpaceae. The record is from the annotation of a GenBank genome assembly.